AGGCGAGUGCAGAGUAGACUGUACUAGAAUAUCAGGGUUUUGAGACUCACCUCUCUGUCAUCCCAUUAAAGAAGGCCACCCACGAGCAGCUGCAGUUGGUUGAAGGCUGCUUUCUUCUCUGCAACGUUCUUUUCCUCCUCUUCCGUUCCUGUAUAUCAACAACACAAACAACCAUCGGUGAAGAUAAAGGAGGGAGAGGAGAAAGAUGGGGAAUUGCCAGGCAGCGGAGGUGGCCACGGUGGUGAUCCAGCACCCCGGCGGGCGGGUGGAGCGGCUUUACUGGCCGACGAGCGCGGCGGAUGUCAUGAAGAGCAACCCGGGCUACCACGUCGCCCUCGUCACCCUCUACGUCUCGGAGACGAAGACGGACGGCGGCGGCGGCGGUGCCGGCACCGUGCGGUUCACCCGCGUGCGGCUGCUCAAGCCCAGGGACAUGCUCCUGCUCGGCCAAGUUUACCGGCUCAUCACCUCCCAAGAAGUUGCAAAGGCUCUGAGGCAAAGGAAGUAUGAGAAGCUCAAGAAAAACCAGGCUGAAUCGAUCAGAAAACAACAACAACAGCAGCAGCUGCAGCAGCAGCAUGGAACAAGCGAUCAGUGUACAGAUCCUGCUCGAGAGGAAACAGAGGAGGAUUCAGAUGCCACACAUCAGGCAACAAAUCAGGAGAGGGAUCGGCAAAAGAGCAGAACGCAGGUGGCGGCAAGAGGCCGCCAUUGGCGUCCUUCGCUUCAGAGCAUCUCAGAAGCUGGGAGCUAAUUGCGCAACCAUCGCGAGCUGCUUUCACAACGCAUAGACCCAAGUCUUGACGGAAUUCACACACAGGUCUCGGGCAUGAUAGUUAUGGAAAGAAGCAUUCCAUCAAAGAAAGAGUUGAGAUUCGGGUUGCUAUUGCUGGAGAAAAAUCUGGUAGAGUCCUUGUACAGAUAAGACUCUUUAAUAACCACAGUUCAUGAUGUAGUCACCAAUGUUCAGAAACAAGAAAAGAAAAAGAAAAAAUUGAUGUAUCAUCAUGAUCUAGAGCUUACAGAACAUGCAUGCUAAUGUAGUGGACAUUAGCUUUCCUUCCA
This is a messenger RNA of Musa acuminata AAA Group (dessert banana), 1065 nucleotides long. RefSeq lists its product as uncharacterized. Lineage: Eukaryota; Viridiplantae; Streptophyta; Magnoliopsida; Zingiberales; Musaceae. The record is from RefSeq and is a predicted model, not a curated record. The transcript is spliced from 3 exons. Bases 206 to 754 code for a protein of 182 amino acids.